Dibothriocephalus latus is the source of this 645-nucleotide messenger RNA. The record is from the annotation of a GenBank genome assembly. NCBI's taxonomy places the organism in Eukaryota, Metazoa, Platyhelminthes, Cestoda, Diphyllobothriidea, Diphyllobothriidae.
AUGAUUGGGCUUCACAUGGCGAGUCUGUUUGCAAGCAGUGUGAUUGAGCUGGAAGGCCCCACCUGGUACUUCCUCUGUGUAAGCGUCCUCACCCUCGUCUUAGCUGUGAUGAUCGUUGCCGACCCCGUGAAUGACCAGUUGCGCGCUCGUGGCACCCGUAUCUUCUUGAUCGCAUUCAUCCUCGGUGUUGAUCGUUUCGCAAGUAGAUCCAUCUGCAAGUGGAUCCAUCUGCCUUUUCUUUCGCACUGGAUGAAUGAGCACAGAGAUGUCGUUGUUGGGCUGUUGCUGAUCCUCUUCGUGCGUCUUGUUCUCUGCAAUCCAGGCCCUCUCCUUCAGUGGUAUCACGCGCGUUCCGUAGGAACUCUCCUUCUUGUCGCAGUCAGCCAGCUGACCUACCGCUCUGCGAGUUCAGAGUCCUCCAGCGGUAAUUCUCAUCUGUUCGGGUUUGAAUGCGUGGCCAGGUCUCGUCGAGAGAGCGGCAGCUUGAGAAUUGGUGUCAUUUCUCCGCAUCACUACUACUGCCUUGUCGACGAUUCGCAUCUUGAGGAGGAGACCACUUUCUCCGAGGAAAUGGCUUUUUCCGCAACUUCACCAGAUCCCCUAAACGAGUCCAGAUAUUAUGGCAUUCUCAGAAGUGCGAUAUGA